Molecule: messenger RNA, 1012 nt
Organism: Python bivittatus (Burmese python)
Lineage: Eukaryota; Metazoa; Chordata; Lepidosauria; Squamata; Pythonidae
Gene: TIPIN
Product: TIMELESS interacting protein
Biological process (GO): replication fork arrest; DNA replication checkpoint signaling; DNA damage response
Cellular component (GO): nucleus; replication fork protection complex
Molecular function (GO): DNA binding
Source: RefSeq, a predicted model, not a curated record
GGUGUCCGGCUGCUCUCGCGAGAGGAUGCGAGACUUCCGCCUGCGAGCCCGCGCAUCGCUGAGCUCCGGAAGCGGAAGCCCAACUUGGAGGGCGGGCCCAAGUGCCUCAGGUACCGCCGGCGAAGAGAAAGAAGGAGGCGGCAGCCGCGACCCGCUUGGCAGGUUUUAAGCACAUUUGGUGGCAAGAUGAUAGAUCCAAUUGAAAGCAAUUUGUUUGAUCUUCCUGAUUAUGAACACACCCAGGAUGAGACCUUUCAGCCUUUGCCACCUCCAGACUCUCCAGGGAGGGCAGCUGAAGAUGCCUUAGUCAAUGGAGAUCCAGAGGGAAAUCAGUUGCCACAAAGCAAGGAUUUCUCUGUGUCCACGAGAAGAGCUGUUAAAAGAACAAUACCUAAAUUAGAUGCUCAAAGAUUAAUUUCAGAGCGAGGACUACCAGCUUUGCACAAUUUGUUUGACAACGUAAAAUUCAAAGGUAAAGGUCAUGAGGAAGCAGACCUUAAGAUGCUUAUAAGGCAUAUGGAACAUUGGGCUCACCGGCUCUUCCCUCAACUUCAGUUUGAAGAUGUUGUUGACAGAAUAGAGAGCUUAGGAAAUAAAAAACCUGUUCAGGUAUGCUUAAAGAAAAUUCGACUUGAUCUCCCCCUUUUGAAUGAAGACUUUGGAAAUAAUGAAGGUGAAGAUGAGGGCACCAGUAGACUUAACCCAGCCACUGAGGAAUCAGAUUUCCUUUCUGAAACGCAGAAUAUGAGAGAACAAUUUGGCUCAUCUUUAAGUACCACACUAACAGAGGAGCAACAGCAGAGAAUUGAAAGGAACAGACAAAUAGCCCUUGAAAGAAGACAAGCAAAAACGCAGUUCAGUCAAUCGCAGGAUGAUGAGUUGCCUACAAAUGAAGAGUACAGCACCGUUAUGGCUCAAGAAAAGGAAGAUGUCUGCAUAGAUCCAGGUGGUGUCCCUUUUCAAGCUACUGAGAAGAUGCAGACUAGUAUAGAUCAAUGACCUUUCAGCUGUU